Drosophila grimshawi is the source of this 2950-nucleotide messenger RNA. It is a transcript of the gene kat80, whose product is annotated as katanin p80 WD40 repeat-containing subunit B1. The coding region runs from base 357 to 2849 and encodes 830 amino acids. Gene Ontology annotation, molecular function: microtubule binding. Lineage: Eukaryota; Metazoa; Arthropoda; Insecta; Diptera; Drosophilidae. Gene Ontology annotation, cellular component: katanin complex. The record is from RefSeq and is a predicted model, not a curated record. The transcript is spliced from 10 exons. Gene Ontology annotation, biological process: microtubule depolymerization; microtubule severing.
AUAUAUAUAUACAUAUAUGUAUAUAAAUGUGCAUUUGUUUUGUCUACAGAAAUUGUCUGGUUUAUCGGUGUUCUAUGCGACUUUUGUUUAAAUAUUAUCUUACCGUUUAAUCAUGUGAAGUUGUGUAGUCUGUUGAAGUUCAAAUACGUUUAUGAUUUCUUAUAUAUUGGUUUGAAGAAGUAGUUGUUUAAUAAGUACAAAAAAAAGAGAUAGCGGACAGCUGAUCCGAUUCCGAUUCAACGCAGACCCCAAAUUAUCACACCUGCGACAAUAUAAAAUAAAUAAUUCACAAUAUUGCCGCCAGAAGUUAAGCAUAUAUUCGUUAAAACAAGCAUACAUCGAUAAGAUAUAUUUAAAUGGAAAUGGCGCUGCCCAGAAACCUCAUAGCAAAGAUCUAUGAAAUCAAGGCGCACGAUGGUAAGGUCACAAGCCUCGAUUUGGGGGAGACGGGACGAGUGCUGGUCACUGGAGGAGAAGAUCGCAAUGUGAAUCUGUGGGCAAUUGGCCAAUCUGAGUGUUUCAUGUCUCUAACGGGGCACAAUCGUUCAAUUGAUUGCGUGCGCUUUGCAUAUAAGGAUAAUUUUGUAUACUCGGCUGAUGAUAUCGGAAUCAUACGCAGAUGGGAUUUGAAUGCCCAAACCAUUUAUUCGACACUCAAUGGCCACAUGAAGAGUGUUCGAACCCUCGAUUUUAAUCCAUCCGGGGAAUAUGUGGUCUCCGGAAGUAAUGACACAACGGUCAGACUUUGGGACGUACAAAACGAAAAUAAAUGCAUUAAAGUGUGCAAGGGCCACAUAUCGUAUGUGAACUCUGUAAAGUUUUCUCCAGAUGGGCUUUGGAUUGCAUCCGCUGGAGUGGAAGGAUCAAUCUUGAUCUGGGACAUACGCAAGAGCAAACAAAUAAUGGAAUUUGCACCAGAGCCCCCUGCCAUGGCCAUCACAUGCAUUCAAUUCCAUCCGUUUGAAUUUUUACUAGCGGCUGGCCGGGUCGAUGGAUCCGUCUCCAUCUACGAUUUGGAACAUCAGCAGCUUGUUUCGCACGCAAAUCAUUUUUAUGGCGAGGCCAUCAAAUGCAUUACAUUUAGUGAAAAUGGAGAAUGCCUUUUUGUGGGCAGCGCUUCGGGAAUAUCUGUGAUUGGCUGGGAACCAGAUCGGGAAUUGGAUCACAUCAUCAGUACUUGGGUCUCGCUGGGUGACAUGAAAGUUGUUAAAAACAAGCUAAUUUGUGGCUGCCAUGAUGUUGACACUGUAUCAAUAAAUACAGUGUGCCUUGAUCGUGUGAUACCAUUCUAUAGUCCGUCAGAUGCUCAGCCCAAUUUUAAACAUAACUCAACAAGCCGAAAGAGCUUUUCGCGAGGCAAUCAAACAUUUCGCUUGUCGCUGGCCGGCGGAUCCAAGCCGGCGAAAGUCGAUGAAGAGCUGGAGCUCGAUAAAAGUCAAAAUUACGAUGAGCUGUCAUCGCCAAAUCUAAGUCUGGAAGUUGUUAGCGAAGCGGCAUUGGAACAGAUCGAAGCAUCGCCAAUGUCAUCAUUACAGCAUCUAUCACAGCCAAUGGGGCCCGCAUACAAUGCGGGUGGCAUUGAUGCCACCUUGAAGCACAACAAGUUUGCCCGAUUGCCAGACAAUAUGCAAUCAUUUAAUAUUGAAACCAAUUACAGUUCGGGCAUGGAGAUGGUCUCCGGUCGUUUGUUGUCGAUUAAUGGACCCAGCUCGUUGUCGGAUGAGCAUAAUGUAUACUCAAUUGAGAAAGCCGAUAGCCUCAAUGUGCACGAUGUGGAGUACAAUCCGAACGAUAGUAAUCCCCCGAUUCUAACUAACUAUGAUAAUUAUGAAAUGGCCGGCGAUUUUCCAGUCAAUCAAAAUUUGAAUUAUAUAGCAAUCAAUUACAAGACGGCAGUACCUGCAUCAACAAUAAAUGCCUCAUCGAAAUCGAUUAAGAAGACAUCAACAAAUCUACAUAAAAGGAAUACAGGAAUUAGCAACACUAAACAAACAUCGGCAAUAUUUGGCAACAAUAAGCUUAGCCAGACGUCCUCAGUUAGUUCAAUGGAAUUGCAUAAGCUCGACGAUAAUAUGGUACUCAAGAAAUCCUCUUCGUCGAAUGUGGUCAACAAAAACAAGCGUGGAAUCAUCGGCUCCCCAAGUCAAUACUAUAAGGAAAAUACACAACAAAAAAAUAUUAACGUUGAGAUCAUUACCAAACCGCCAAUUAGAUCACGUACGACGCUAGAUAUGCGUCCAACGCAUCAGGCAAAGGUUCCUCAGGAGAAACAUUCACAGCAAGCGAUGAACUAUCGUCCAGAUUUGAUACCCACCUCCGGCAAGAAUAUGAAUCGCAAUUUCAUUGAUGAUCAUUACGAGUUUGAUGUGCUUUCAAGAUCACAUGAUGCAGUACUUCAGGAAUUGAGCAACCGCCAAGCCAGUCUCGAUUUGCUGCGAGGCUCUACACGUACCCACGAUGUUCUUGGUGCACUGAGGCUGGCAAAAACCACUGGCCGAUCCAUUUUCAUUGAUCUUUUAGGGGCAAUAAUUGAAAAGCCAUCUUCUUGGAACUUGGACUUUUGUACAUUUGUAUUACCAGAACUUUAUGAACUGUUGCAGAGUCAACACAAAUUUCAUUUUACAAGAGCCUGCGAUACGUUGCGUAUCAUUUUAUCAAACUUCUUGCCAACAAUCCAAGAAAAUCUCGAUUCAUGGGCAGCCAAUGGAUUGGGGGUGGAUGUUACACGCGAGGAUCGUCAGAGAAAGUGCCUGGAAUGCCAAAGGUGGCUGUUGCAAAUUAAAAAUCUGCCCGAAUCGGUUCACUUUGGGUCAACGCUGUCCCAGUUACAAAACAUGAUUAUUUUUUAAAACUAUUUAUGAGUAUUAAGUUGCAAAUUGUCCAGCAUUACAAAUGAUUUAUAUACUAUUAAUUUGUUAUUGAAACUAAUUUAUAUAACUAUUAAGCGAGA